AUUGCUUGUUCAUCUUAAUCCCCAAACUCAGCAUCGACUGCCAAUAUAAUCAUUCUCUGCGACCGUUUGAUUUCUGCCCCGAUCUACCCACCUCUAUUGCUCGUUGUCGCCGCCUGCCUGAAAUAGCAGUGGCCUCUGCUGCUGGAUGUGCGACAAUUCUCAGGGUUACCUCUGAACAUCUCGGAACCUCUAACCCUCAUCGCAUUGACAUCAGCUGCUACGAUCUCUCUCGGCUGGUCUAAACUGCCGAGCUUUGGCCAGAGCCGCUGACCCAUUGGUGGUUUUGCCUUGUUCGUCCGUCCGCAUAGCGCAAUCCAGGUCCUAUUCGCUGGGCGAUGUCGCAGCAUUUGCAAUCCAGAGAUGGACCCUCUGAUACCUACAACUUUCCAGUCCAGGACAGCCCCACAGUAGGACGAGCACUACCUCAGUCUUCAGCAGGCAAUCCUCAAGGGAGUCCCUCGUCGUUAUCGGAUACUGGUUAUAGGACGCAUCACAAGACGACCCCGAGUCCGUUACAGACGAGCACGUCUGCAAACCCGAACCACGCAACUACGAUGCCUACGAAGUCUGCCUUCUCGAGACCGUCAGUUGAAGACCAGUCGCGCACGGUAGAAACGGUGCGGUAUAUGUCUCGGAGAGGAGACGAGCCUCGAUCCCCCAAAGAACGUCUAGACGACCUACUGGCCUCUGAAAAGAGUUUCUACGACUCCGAAGACGCGCCAACAAGUCAUACACAAGCAGGAGGAAGACCUAGACCUGUGCACUCUCCGACUUCAUCGAAUGCUUCCUCGAGAAGUGUCUCCGACUCAACCUCCACGGCGAAGCUAGGUGGACGCUCAACUGCUGCGACACCCCCUCACAUGGCUGCCGUUCCCGAGCAUCGAGCAACAAUGGCGCGCGGAGUCCCCCGAACGUCGUCAAUCGACUCUGCGAUCUCCUCCAUAUCAGGGGCGCAUUCACACAAGGCGUCGCAAGAUGCGCAGGCUCGCGGAGAGUCGCCGGAUAUCGCGAACUUAAUACAAACGGCCGGAUCUCCCGAGGCAGUCAUUCAGUAUCUCCUCAAGGAGAAGCAGUCUCAGACGGCGCAAAAUACACAGCUAUGGCGGCUAGUUGACAAGCAAAGGGCGAUGAUACUGGGCCUGAACAAGGAUCUGGAGCGUGCGCUGAGGGACAAGGAGCGCUACCGCAAGGAGAUGAAGGAAAGCCUGCAGGCAGUCAGAGCAGGCAAGCCCAGCAAGGGUUCCGUUGCCGAGAGCUCUGCCGGCAAGUCUUCUCCAAGCCCACGAAGCCCGGAGGGACCGAAGGGCGGAAAUGUAGGAGCAUUUGUUUCUGCGGGGCUGAGGGAGUCUCACGAGGGUCACGACGAGCCAGAGCAUUCGCCAAUUGACGUUGCUUUGGCGCCGUACCCCGUUACACCACCAGCAAACCUGCCAAGCGCACAGAACCCGACUCUACCUAACAUGGUAGAUGCCGAGCACAAGAUGCCAGACCCUUCGUCACAUGCCCUGAAUAAUUACAAUGCCGAUGCGCAACCCCAGGGCUUCGGGUCGGGUCAGCAGCAACGCAAGAGCCCCGAGAUGGGUCGCGAGAUGCCAUAUAACGCUUCAGUGCCACCUUCAAGAAGCCUCCCAGCCAGGCCACCUCCGAAGACAGACACCAAGGCCGGACCUAGUUCAAUGCAAGCCCCAACGCUCAAUGUAGUAAGCGCCUCUCCAGUGAAAGACCAAGGGCGAGCAAACAUGCCGCCUCCACGGAAACCCCCGCCAGCACCGCUGAAUCUUGGCAAGCAGCCAAAUACCAGCUCGCAUUUGCACCAGGCAGAUUCGGGGGAUGAGCUCGAUUCCGACUACGACGAUUUGCUGGAGGUUGACGAAAUCCCCACUUUCAAUGACAGAGGGCGCCGGAAGACGAGGGAGGAAGACGAUAGAGAGAGGGAAAUAGCUGCUAUGAAAGACGCGGAAGCGAGAAGCCUGUCUAAGAAGAGCAAGUCGAGACCUUCUACAUCUACGAACAAAGAGCCGCCCCAGGAUCCUUUGCCAGCUAUCCGACAGGCCGUACAGAUCAGCCCACCAGACAUGCGUGAAAGGCACUUGUCUCCACCAGACUCGAAUGCAGGCUCUCUAGCCGGCAUCUUAAACUCGUCAAGCAGUUCUGAAAUGCAGCCGGAGACCAUAACUCGAACUUUCAUCUCUCCGCCACCGAUGAGCCCAGGGCUUCCUUCAAGCCCGAGGCCGAUGGGAGGUCUGUAUAUGGCACUGCCACGGAACCCACGUGAUGGAGACUCGCAGUCUUCUUUCAAUAUGGCGUCUCCACCGUUAUCACCAAGAGGAAUUGGAGCGUUCCCGUCGAUGCCCCUAUCUCCUCGAGCACCUCGACAGCCGAUCCCUCUUCCACCAAACACGCCAAUGUCGAUGGCAUCGCCAGACAUAUUGUCAAAGUUUGGCCAGAUGGAACUGGUGUCACCAAAGCCGUUGCAAAUCACGAAACUUGCGGUGGAAGAACAGGAUCCACCGUUGAAUGAGAACCGAUACAACAGCCUCUCGGAAUCCUCAGACUCUGUUGAAAUUUUCCGAGGAUUUGUCACGGAUGAAUAUCCGGAUCUCCUCUUACCUCCCAACGCACUUCCUUCCAUCGACGUUCGAGUCGCAUCUUCUCGAUUGAAGCCAUCUCGGGUGAGCAUGAUGUUCCCAAGUAAGGGGGACGAAGACCCGGUUUUCACGCUUGCUGUAUUUGGCAGAUCUAACGGGCAAGAGCUGUGGAGAGUGGAGAAAGACUCGACAUCCCUACACCAGCUUGACCAGGAGCUCAAGAAGUCGAACGCCUUCAGCAGCGUUAGACUUCCCGAGAAAUCUUUGUUCAAUGGGCACGCCCCCGCUAAGAUUGAUGCUCGGAGAACUGCUCUCGACAAGUAUGUUGAUGACAUUUUGAACACACCCAUGGACACGGCGCGGGCGCUGCAUAUUUGCCAGUACCUGUCGACUAAUACACUGGAACCAAACUCGGAUUCAUUGGCCCAUACUGACGCCAAGAGCGAGAGCCCAACUAAGAUGGGACCAGGCGGUAGGCCCGUUAAGAAUGGAUACCUCACGAAGAGAGGCAAGAACUUCGGUGGCUGGAAAGCACGAUUCUUCGUCCUGGAUGGAUCUAUUCUUAAAUAUUACGAGGCUCCUGGUGGCGCCCAUCUCGGCGCGAUCAAGCUGCAGGCCUCCAAAAUUGGCAAGCAGCAGCAACAUCAGCAAGACAGUCAGACAGACGAUGCCGAUAACCAGUAUCGACAUGCUUUCCUGAUCCUCGAACGGAAACGAAAAGACUCUUCGAGCCUAGUCAGGCAUGUUCUCUGCGCGGAAAGUGACCAGGAGCGUGAUGAGUGGGUAGAGGCCCUCGUACAAUAUGUCGAGUAUCAAGAUUCUGAAGAUGAGGGGCCUGAAACGGUUCACCACGCUCGCAAUGACUCUGGGACUUCCAGUCACACUACCGGCUCAACUUCUAAGAAGAAGCAUGUUCAAGCAAAGGGGCAAACCAUAGCUGAAGCAGAUGAUGAACUUCUGCGCGCUAUGCCUUACGAAGCCACUGUGGCUGGUCAGGUUCCUCGUGGCGUGCAUCCGAGACGCAAAACCAACGAGACCCCACCGCCAGCAUAUGACGACAAGGAUGACCCAAGGUACAAGAGCAACGAUACUCCAUCGCCGCCUUUCCAAGGCCACGGGAAGGACUUCUCCGGCCAUUUGCCUCAUCCCCAGUCGUCCGUGUCUAUCUCAGCCCCCAAGAACCUUACCGUCAUCCAAGACGCUAGCCACUGGGGCAACAAGCAGACAACUCUCGCGCCGGUCGAUGACAGGAAGACUCAAAGGAAGCGCAGUUUCUUCGGGUUUGGCAGCAAGCCAAGACCUUCGUCGGAAUCACAAGACCACAUCGAGACGUCCAACUUGUCACAGUUAUCUUACGAACAGCAUGGCCCUAUCCGCGCGGUCUUCGGAGCACCAUUGGCAGAAGCUGUUAAAUACAGUCACCCUGCCGACGUGAGUGUUGAGCUUCCCGCUGUUGUCUACCGCUGCGUCGAGUACCUCGACAACAAGAACGCGUCUACGGAAGAGGGUAUCUUCAGGCUGAGUGGAUCCAAUGUUGUGAUUAAGGUGCUUCGCGAACGCUUCAAUACCGAGGGCGAUGUCAACUUGAUCACAGAUGAGCAGUAUUACGACAUCCAUGCUGUUGCAUCUUUGUUGAAGCUGUACCUCCGUGAGCUGCCAACAACGAUACUCACAAGAGAACUCCAUCUGGAUUUCCUGUCUGUCACGGAGAUCCCCGAUGUCAAUGACAAGGUGUCAGCUUUGAAUGGACUCGUCCACAAGCUCCCCAAGGCCAAUAAUACGCUUCUGCGCUAUCUGUCCGCCUUCCUCAUCAGCAUCAUCAACAACUCCGAUGUCAACAAGAUGACAGUCCGCAACGUGGGGAUCGUAUUCUCUCCUACGCUGAAUAUCCCAGCCCCAGUGUUGGCUCUCUUCCUUCAGAAAUACGACGGCAUCUUCGAGUCCGAACCUCAGCAAUUCGACCAGAACCAAGUUGAGGUCACCUUAAGGGCGCCGCCAUUGACUCCGGAAGACAUCCGCUCUCCGAGAAAGCAACACUUCCAGGACCUUCCAACCCCAUCCUAUAAUCAGGCAGCGUUCCCCCGCGGGCCGCCUCCAUCCUUCCCUCUCCCCGCCCAGCCCAACAAAACGGCUUACGACACCGGCUUCACUCCUCUCCAGCCGUCAUACGAAAGUCAGUACUCUCAGCCUACGCUAGGAGGUCCCGAAUAUGGGUCUACAGGGCAGACAGUCAGAGGGCCAGCAUACGACCAAUACAGCAAUGGGAAUGCGGCAUAUAGCAGGCAAUACGGCAACGAGAGCAACCUCAACCCCAACGGCCAAUCCUCGAAGCAGAAGCGGAGAGAGAGCUCGCUGCUCGGCAUGAACAUGGGCCAGAAGAAGCCCAACGAGGACAGACUUCGCAACAACCGCUUGGUAGACGAAGAAUCAUUCUUCGAUUAAUCCACCACUACUACCACGACACAGAAAUCGUCAUCGGUUGACUAGCUGGCUAUGGCGCCACGGACUGGUUCCGUGGGCCCAGCUGGCAUACCGCCGCCUCUUUCUAAUGAAUGACCAACACGAGAUCGGAAAACACGCACGCGUUAUAAUCUAUUAAUAAUAGCGGGAAACGUUCUAUAUACGAAAGUCGGACACACAAACACACAUGUACAUUAAUCUGGCCCCCCCACCUAUCCCGUCGCCAAAACCGCGGCGCGCCCGCGAGCGCCGCUUGGUUGGCCGGAUUUUUUUACCUUUUAUGAGCUUAUACCCUGUUAUGCCAUUUGUUUAUUUAUUUGUUUUGGGAUUUUUUUUUUUGCCAGUUAUGAGAUUUAUGGAUGAGCAGAUUGAAGGAGGUAGGGAGUGAAUUAGGGGUUUUUGCGUGCGGGUUUGAUAGUUGUUUUCUAUGAUGAACGGAUUGUGAUGAUGAAUGAGAAUGGAAUAGGGUGUUUGUAAAUUAGUUGUUGGGGUUGAUGAAUAAAUGGACAUUUAAAGAUUGAAACCUGCACUCACCACCAUAUCGAGUCCCUUAUCAAAAAGAAAUAAGAAGCCCAAACAAGCCUUCCAGCGCCAAAUUAGUUGCUAUUUCCGUCUAGG
Molecule: messenger RNA, 5666 nt
Organism: Pseudogymnoascus destructans
Lineage: Eukaryota; Fungi; Ascomycota; Leotiomycetes; Thelebolales; Thelebolaceae
Exons: 4
Coding region: 336-5030 (1564 amino acids)
Biological process (GO): signal transduction; regulation of GTPase activity
Cellular component (GO): cytoplasm
Molecular function (GO): phosphatidylinositol binding
Source: RefSeq, a predicted model, not a curated record